AUGGAUCGGAUCGUCGGUAGCAAGUACAAGCUGGGCCGCAAGAUCGGGAGCGGCUCCUUCGGGGAGAUAUAUCUCGCCACGCAUGUCGACACGUACGAGAUUGUAGCCGUCAAGAUCGAAAACAGCAAAACCAACCAUCCCCAAUUGUUAUACGAGGCCAAACUGUAUAAUGCUCUUCAGGGAGGGACUGGUAUUGCAAACAUAAAAUGGUGUGGCAUUGAUGGCGAAGAAAAUGUUCUUGUUAUUGAUUUACUUGGGCCAAGCCUUGAGGAUCUGUUUGUUUAUUGUGGCCGGAGAUUCUCACUGAAGACAGUUUUGAUGUUGGCAGAUCAGAUGAUAACAAGAAUAGAGUUUUUGCAUUCUAAGGGGUACUUGCACAGGGACAUCAAGCCCGACAACUUUCUUAUGGGCCUUGGUCGGAAAGCUAACCAGGUCUACAUCAUUGACUUCGGACUUGCCAAGAGAUACCGUGACUCAACCACGAAUCGCCAUAUACCCUAUAGAGAAAAUAAAAAUUUGACUGGCACAGCUCGCUAUGCAAGCUGCAACACUCAUCUUGGGAUUGAGCAAAGCCGAAGGGAUGAUCUGGAGUCCAUUGGAUAUGUUCUCUUGUAUUUUCUAAGGGGAAGUCUUCCUUGGCAGGGUUUAAAAGCUGCCACAAAGAAGCAGAAAUAUGACAAAAUAAGUGAGAAGAAGCUUUCAACACCUAUCGAGGUUUUGUGUAAAACCCAUCCUGUGGAAUUUGCUUCUUAUUUCCACUAUUGCCAUUCAUUGACAUUUGAUCAACGGCCAGACUACGGUUUUCUGCGACGGCUCUUUAGAGACCUGUCGGACCGUGAAGGGCACCAAUUCGAUCAUGUCUUUGACUGGACGCUGUUGAAGUGUAAGCAAACCCAGAAGGUGAAGGCUCAACAGCAAGAUCCUGGUGUAAGUAGCAGGCCGGUUGCAAAGAAUAUGGACAAACACCAAGUUAGUGGUUUACGUGCAGCUGAAGCUUCUUGUCAGCUUGAAGCAGAACAACGCCCAGUAAUCAGAAUGCAAAUAAGAUCUACUGCUGAGAACAGCCGUUCAAAUAAUCGACAUUCUGAUAAAUUGAGGGUGAGUGCUAGCACUGAUAAGGAAUUGCUGCAAUCAACAUCAUUUGGCCAUGCUGGUGCCCCAAGGAAGAACGGAUCAAUCUCCAAAACACCAUGGCUUGUCGAUCCCAACUCAGGACCUUCAAACCACCUUUAG
This is a messenger RNA of Triticum turgidum subsp. durum (durum wheat), 1233 nucleotides long. Lineage: Eukaryota; Viridiplantae; Streptophyta; Magnoliopsida; Poales; Poaceae. The record is from the annotation of a GenBank genome assembly.